Molecule: messenger RNA, 2512 nt
Organism: Nylanderia fulva
Lineage: Eukaryota; Metazoa; Arthropoda; Insecta; Hymenoptera; Formicidae
Gene: MYPT-75D
Product: Myosin phosphatase targeting subunit 75D
Cellular component (GO): cytoplasm
Molecular function (GO): myosin phosphatase regulator activity; enzyme inhibitor activity; protein binding
Source: RefSeq, a predicted model, not a curated record
GCGAGUGAGCGCGUGGCGCGAGACGAGGCGAGACGUGCGCGGGCGCGAUUUCUCUCCCCGUGAGAGGUAGUUUAAAAAUGGCGGACGACAGGUAGACGUUUCCGUUCGCGGCUGCACGCGCGCGCGAGUGUGUAAAUAUUUCAUUCCCCUCGGAAAUCAGCGCGCUAUCUGUCACUCCGUGUCACGAUACAUCAAGUAUAUAUACAUCGGAUCGAUGGCGUAAGAUCAUGUCCUCGCGGAGGGCGCGAAACGCAAUAAUGUGGUGAAUGAAAAGAGUCCGGGUCUCACCUCGUCGCCGUCGCUCGUCACAUUCCGCUGGGCGCGAUCGAGGAGGGAGGAAGGAAAGCGGACCACCAUCGCCGCGUGUCGAACCGCGCGCUCGCAUACGUAAAUAUAUCUGUACAAAUUACAAACACCUAACAAUGGAACACUCAGAGUUAGUGGCAGAAAUGGUACACGUUGAAAGACUGACAACACAGGAACGGUUACACUUGGCACGUCAUCGUAGACUACAGCAGCUGAAAGUAUGGAGACAACGUGAGAAGGAAUGGUUGCGGCACCAAACUAGGCAUACAAGUAACAAGCGGCACAUAUACUUUAGUGAUAGUGUUAUGUUAUUAGAAGCCGCUGCGAGAAAUGAUAUUGAUGAAGUAAGGCGACUUUUGAAGAAAGGCGUAAAUCCAGACUCGACAAAUGAAGAUGGUUUGACAGCACUGCAUCAGUGUUGCAUAGACGACAAUGAAGAAAUGAUGAAGUUACUUAUUGAAUUUGGUGCUAAUGUAAAUGCGGAGGACAGUGAAAAAUGGACACCAUUACACGCCGCUGCUACAUGCGGCCAUUUACACUUAGUCAAACAUCUUAUUGCCAGGGGUGCAAAUUUACUAGCUGUUAACGCUGAUGGCAAUAUGCCGUACGACAUUUGCGAAGAUGAAAAAACAUUGGAUUGCAUCGAAGGAGAGAUGGCGAGGCGAGGAGUCACUCAAGAAUUAAUUGAUGAAACAAGAGCCUCAACGGAAGUUCAAAUGUUACGGGAUUUGCAAAAAAUUGCUUCUUUAGGAGGUGAUAUGGAAUAUAAAGAUCAUCAAGGUGCUACACCUCUUCACAUUGCAGCGGCAAAUGGCUAUUUACGAGUUGUAGAAUUUCUUCUUGAUCAACAUGUAUCGACAGAUGUAGAGGACAAUGAUAAGUGGCAACCGGUUCAUGCAGCUGCAUGUUGGGGACAUUUGGAAGUACUUGAGCUGUUGGUGCAAAAUGGAGCAGAUCUAAAUGCGAAGAAUAAACACGAUGAAACUCCCGCAGAUAUAUGCGAAGAUCCUGAAAUUAGGGAGAGAAUAGUGGAAUUGAAAACGGAGCAGGAGAGUAAACGACUUCGUGAAGCACAAGGACGAAGGGUACGCAGAUCGCAGAGCAUAAAUACAAGGACACAGAGCGUGCGUCGAACAUCCAUUCGAGAUAAGGUUCUUACUACUAAAAAAGAUGCUCAGGAGGAAGCGCGGUUUAGGUUACAAGCACAACAGACAUAUGUUAGUGCUCCUACACCUAGUAUUCCGCCAUUGGAGAAUAAUACGCAGGAAGUAGGAGACCAUGAGACUGAUUCUAGUACACUGACACCAGCGGUGCGAAAAGGUCCCGAAGGAAAGGACAACGAGUCUUUUCUUCACGAAGAUGUUGAUAAAGAUUCAGCAGUGACAGGGCACGAUUCGCCGAUCGGUAGUCAGCAGCAGUCGCCGAUUUACUCUACGGACGGCGACGCCAACGGCAAGAUCAACAUCCACGUCUCCGUCGUGUUCGUCAAGUCUCUUUCGGACCUGAAGAAGCAACGGGCCCAGAACCGGCACAUUUCUGGCGGCUCGCUGGACGCGAACGGAAACGGGAUCCCUAUGCCGGUCUCGUCCAUCUCGAACUCCGACCUCAGCACCGACGACUACACGCAACGCUUCACCGGGAACACGAGCGAGAUCGUCAGCGACAAUCACACGGAGAAGAACUGCUGCGCCGUCAUAAUUCUCUUCAACGUCUAAAGAUGUUUAAGUAUUGUACAGACUUUUACUUUUAUUUAUUGCUAAUAUUAAAAAAGAAAUGUAUAGAUUAUACACUCUUUAGAGAGAUGUAAUGUGUAUUACAUUUGUAGAGAUAUAUUGUGCUUUAGAGAUUCAAAUUUUUUUCUAGCAUCUCCAAAAACAGAUAUAUAAGACUAUAUCAAACAAACUUCCAAUGUUUUCUAUGAGAAACUCUAACUGUAAGAGGAUUAAGUGAAAACCGAUUUUUUAUAUCGAUUUAAAGAUUAUUUGUAAAUUUUGAUAUGUGGUAUUUUUAUCUAUAUUACAACUCUAUAGACUUCACCGAAAUUCUUCGUUUUGCGUUUAUAGCAAGUCACAUACAUCACUGAUUUACAACUUGCACCUGUUUUUUAGGCCUUUUAAGGCGGUUAAGUUUAAAUUUGACAUUGUUCGGAAUACAUAAGUAUGUAGAUAUUUAUGUAAAAAAAAAAAAAAAAAAAAAAAAAAAAUAU